AUGAGCCCUGCUCUGCUUCCAGCCCUCCUAGGCCUCACACUUGUGCUGCCCCGAGCACAGGCCUUGAUCUGUCAGCCUGGAACAGCAGUAACUGUGAGGAAUGUAACAGAAGAGUCCUUUCAGCAGACCUUUGGCAGGAAGAUCUGCAGUGAGGGCUGGGGUUGCCAAGACACACUGAUGUUACUUGAGAAUGGACCCCAAGUGCUCCUAGUACUCACCAAGGGCUGUACCCAGGAGGAGGAUCAAGAGGCUCGUGUCACACAGCACCGGGCAGGUCCGGGUCUCUCCAUUGUCUCCUAUACCCAUGUGUGUCGCCACAAGGACCUCUGCAAUGACCUCUCCACCACCCUCCCUUUCUGGAACUUGUCUCUCCCUGCAGGGUCCAUGCAGUGCCCAGUCUGCUUGUCUACAGAAGGCUGUGAGUCUGUGACAGAGGUGACCUACCCCAUUGGGCACUCACACUGCUACAACGGGAUCCUCGAGCUCAGGGGAGGGGGCAUCAACAGCAAACUGAGAGUCCAGGGAUGCAUGUCCUAAGCAGCCUGCAACCUACUUAAUGAGACUCGGGAAAUUGGGCCCUUGUCUGUGAGUGAAAACUGUAAUGCUGAUGCUUUUCGGACCUGUCAACAGGGAUUCACGUUUUGGGCUAAACCAAACUUGAGUAAGGAACCGGAAGAAUGGAAUACAUUUAAGAAUGUGACAUGUUUUUUGGAGGAGGUGUGCCAGGAGACUCUUCUGCUCAUAGAUGUAGGACCCAGCUCACUCACUGUGGGGAGUAAAGGUUGUGGCAGGACUGAGACACAGAAUUCCAAGACUCUCUCCAUCUACUCGAGUCCCCCUGGAAUGGUUGCCGCCUCCUAUGCCAAUUUCUGCUCCUCCAAUGGGUGCAACAGUGCCCUCAGUACCAGUCUCCUGCUGAACUCUAUCCAUCAUUCAGGUGACACUGCCCCAGGAGACCUUCAGUGUCCUGCCUGUGUGGACUUUGGUAGAUUCUGCACAGACUCUGAAAAUGUCACGUGCCCUAAGGGUGCCACUCAUUGUUACAAAGGUUACAUCAGUCUCGAAAGAGGUGAACUGUCUGAGGAUGAAAAUAAUGAUCUCCAAAGUGGGGCUGCUCCUAUCCCCUACCUGGCUCAGGUGGUGGGGCUGGGGCUGUCCCUAGCCCUUUGUUGUGGGAUGACCUCCAUGCUCACUCUAUUUCCCUAUGUUUCUUAG
Messenger RNA from Phyllostomus hastatus (greater spear-nosed bat), 1215 nucleotides. Its product is annotated as CD177 antigen-like. The transcript is spliced from 9 exons. The record is from RefSeq and is a predicted model, not a curated record. Gene Ontology annotation, cellular component: plasma membrane; plasma membrane raft. Gene Ontology annotation, biological process: regulation of integrin-mediated signaling pathway; leukocyte cell-cell adhesion; cell-cell junction maintenance. Lineage: Eukaryota; Metazoa; Chordata; Mammalia; Chiroptera; Phyllostomidae.